Clonostachys byssicola is the source of this 645-nucleotide messenger RNA. Lineage: Eukaryota; Fungi; Ascomycota; Sordariomycetes; Hypocreales; Bionectriaceae. The record is from the annotation of a GenBank genome assembly.
AUGCGCCCAUCCUACACCCUGCUCGCCCUCCUUGGCACCUCGGCAUACGCCGCCCUCGUUGUGGAGAGAACCUCAGUCGAGAAUGGAAACAAUGGCAUUCCAAACGGGUCGAAGAAUCUCCUUGACUACCUCGGUGGGCUCGGAGACUAUAUUCAGAAAAUAAACAAAGCUCUCCCUGUCAGUGUUGAUGUGGACCUUCCUAUUCUCCCUGGCAAGCGUGAUAAUUCUCAGGACUGGAUGAACUCCGAAGAUGAUAUCGCCAACUACAUCGAUCGCCUUCAAGAAUACAUUCACAAGAUCAUAGCAUCUAUCCCAGAUGGUGGGACGAAGUUGGAUCUUGGCGAACUCGGCAUCUCCAAACGCACCUGGGGAAAUGGAUAUCACCGUAAUGGGGGCAACUGGAACAAGAAUGAUAAUUCCAAUGGAGGGAAUGGCCAGGGUGACAACAACCAGGGCGGCAAUGGUCAAGGUCCGAGCAAUAAUGGUCAAAACCCCAACCCCUGGCAGAAUCUCAACUGGGAUAACGUUGAUCUCAGUGACCUCAACGGCAAUUUCCGUGAUCUGCUCAAGAAGAUCGGUAUCAACGUCAACGUACCAGGCAACGGCGGUCUGUCUCUUGACCUCGGUGGACUGUCCGUUGAGUGA